Messenger RNA from Carassius gibelio (silver crucian carp), 2417 nucleotides. RefSeq lists its product as uncharacterized. Bases 76 to 744 code for a protein of 222 amino acids. The transcript has 5 exons. The record is from RefSeq and is a predicted model, not a curated record. NCBI's taxonomy places the organism in Eukaryota, Metazoa, Chordata, Actinopteri, Cypriniformes, Cyprinidae.
CAAAUUUCAUUUCAACAAAAAAGCUCCAAUAUCUCGUUUCUAAUUCAUCAGAGAUAACGUUACCGCGGCUAAAGGAUGAGAAAAUACAUUUGGCUGAUUCUGUUUGCUUUUAUCGUUGAGGAUGUGUUCGGUGAUGCAGCUGUAGUGAAGUCAGUGAAGGAGGGAGAUUGUGUCACUCUAACCACUAAUGUUACCAAACAACAACAUGAUAACAUGAUGCGGUGGUAUUUUAAUGACACUCUCAUCGCUCUGAUCAAUGGAGAUCCCAGCACGAGCUGUUUAUAUGAUGGUGUUGGAGGGAUGUUCAGAGACAGACUGAAGGUGGACUAUGAGACUGGAUCUCUGAACAUCACAAACAUCACAACUCAACACACUGGACGUUAUGAAGCAGCGAUCAUCAGAAGUGAGAGUUCAGGAAAAAGUGAAAGCUUGAACAGAAGCCCCAAGUGUAACAGAACAAACAUCAUCAACAAAAGCAGCAACCGUGGUGACAUCAUACAAUCAAUUAAUCUGACUGUCAAUGGUUCAGGUCUGUCUCCAGAUGUUCCAGAUUCAUGUCUGUCUCCAGCUGUUCCAGGUUCAGGUCUGUCUCCAGCUGUUGUAGCAGGAAUAUGUGUUGUUCUGCUGCUGACUGUUGGUGUUGGUGUGAUGAUCUUUCGCCGCAGGAGCUCCAGCGAAGACAAGAAGAAAAUCAAACACGUUCUAGAAAAAGUGUCUAAGGAUAAGAUGAUUUGUGAUUAUUAGAAGGAAGAAAAGAGAAACAAAGAAUCAGUUGAGCUCGCUGAUGCAGAUGAAUGAAUGUUUGUAGCACCAAAACAAGGACAAAAAGACACUGUUCAUAGCUUUUACUUUGACAGAAGUUGACAAGAGUUACUAGUUUUUGUCCAGAAAAUAAGAGCUAUAAUAACUUUAAAAGCAGUUACUGUUAAAUCUUCAUCUUCAAAAUCUUAAUUUCCUGUAUAAGGAAAAUAACUUUUGAUGAUUCUGUAUGUAAACUUGUGAAGUUAAGUUUAUUUUGUUGUUUUUUUUCACUUCAGAAAAAAAAUCUGAUUCAUACCUGAGAUAUUAAUAUUUUAGUAGAAUCCUUAAAAAAAAAAAAAAUUGAAAAAUACUUCCAGAACUAAGGCUACUGUAGCUGUUGUCUCUAUUGCACUUAUAUUGUCUCGUAAUAAACUUUACACUUGGUUUUAAAUAAACUGUUUAAAGGGGGGGUGAAAUGCUCGUUUUCACUCAAUAUCCUGUUAAUCUUGAGUACCUACAGAGUAGUACUGCAUCCUUCAUAACUCCAAAAAGUCUUUAGUUUUAUUAUAUUCAUAAGAGAAAGAUAGUCUGUACCGAUUUUUCUCGGAAAAACACGAGCCGCUGGAGGCGUGACGUGUGGGCGGAGCUAAAGAAUCACGAGCGCCAGUAGGCUUUGAGGAAAAAACCAUCAUCCAAAACAAACCAUGGCUUACAGUCAGAUUCAGCCGUAUAUUUAUGAUCCAGAAUCAGAUCCCGAGGCUGAAACUGAACGAGAUCAGCAGCAGCAAUGACUCACUCCGAGCGGUGGUCGAACCCGGGUCUCCGGCAUGGGAGGGGACGCACUAACAAGAAGGCAGAGAUAUUUUAAGCAGUUUUACUCACCGCCUGCUGUUCCAACACACGAUCGUGACCCUUUUUCGUUGGGAUUGCAUCAUCCUUAAGAAAUAAACAAUACGUCCGUCGUCAAACUGGGCCUUGUUUGUAAAACAAGCAUCUUUGAAAUGCAGGGAACAAACAAAAACACUUGCACAACUCCGUUGAUGCUCUGUAAAAAUAAACUCCAUCCACUGGUCCCUUAAUGCUGUUUUUUCUUUGGUAAUCUGUGCAGGGUUGUCUUGCCCUGGCAACCAAAAACACACUUCUUUUGUGACUUUACUCCUUCAAACGUACAACUUAAUUUUUUAAACUGUGUCCAUGUUUAGCAUGGGAAUCCAACUCUUUAACAGUGUAAAAAACUCAGUAUGAAUGAAAUAGCAUUUCACCCCCCCUUUAAUGCUGCACAUUUUUUUAUUAAACCAUAAUUAAAAUCUGAUUCUGAAUUUUGAUUAAUUCAGAUUAUUUUAUUAUGACAUUCCUGCAGUUAUAAUAUACGCAUGUUUUUUUUUUUUUUUUUUUUUCCAUUCUGUCACCGAUGGAGUUUUGGUUUCUUGCCGCUGUCACCUCUGGCUUGCUUAGGGGUCUCUUUAUCUACAGCGAUAUCGUUGACUUGAUUGCAAAUAAAUGCACAGACACUAUUUAAACUAAACAGAGAUGACAUCACUGAAUUCAGUGAUGAACUGCCUUUAAGUGUCAUUUUGCAUUAUUGACACACUGUUUUCCUAAUGAAUGUUGUUCAGUUGCUCUGACACAAUGUAUUUUUUUUAAUGCCCUAUAUAAAUAAAGGUGACUUGACUUGA